UUCAAUUGUAUUAACAUUUUCUCACUCUCACUCAUUCAAAACUGAUACUUUCACUUAACUGAGAAGGCCGUUGGUGAGAUUCGAAUUCAUAACGUUUUCUCUCGGAGUUAACUUGAAAUUAACCUGAAAUCCCAAUAUCAAAAUUGGAAAUCAGGACCUCAAAAAUGUGUGAUGCUAAAGAAGCAGAUAUAGUUAGGACCUCAAAAAAUGCAGAGUUUUCAUUGAAAGUGAUGAUAAAUAAAGAGAAAACUAAGGUGCUCUUUGUAGAAGGUAGCAGCCAUUUUACAGACAUUUUGUUAAGCUUCUUGACUUUGCCGUUGGGAAGAAUCAUCAAAGUCCUCCACAAACACUAUGGAGACGAGACACCCACCAUUGGAAGCUUACACAACUUGUACCGUAGCUUAGCUAAUCUCGAUAGCCCCCAUUUUGCAACUGAGGGUGCCAAGGAGACUCUGCUCAGUCCAACAAGUUCGUUCGAAGAUGAAAUCAAACAGCUGAAACUGGAUGUCACUGAUUCUCCUCCGAAUGAAUAUUUCAAAUGUAUCUGUUGUGGUUAUAGAAUUUGUCGAGUUGUAAGCGUGUACUAUGAUCAUGCCGAAUUUUGCAUCAAGUGUGGAUAUCGUACCCGUAUUAUAAUAGAGCAGCAAGAAGAAGUGAGGUGUGAAGCUGCUUCUGGAGAUGGAGUUUUCACCAUGGAUAUAGCUUCUUUCAUAAUCUUUGAUGAUUUGCGGACAUUUCCAAAUGAGACAGGACUCUUGGGAAUCAUCAGGACUAUUGGCAUUGCAGACAUGGAUAAGGCUGAGCCAAUUAAAGUAACUCUUGGGUUCAAUGAGAUUAUGAGUUUGUUAAAGGCAUCAUUGGUUUCCAAAACUCCUCUCUCAGACGUCAUACUGAGUAAAACAAGAGGCGCAAAGAACUAUAUAACUUUGGGAUUUGAACCCGAGGCCUUGUUAAACCAGAUUGAGAAUGAAGAGAACCCCAACUCCAAAAAGAUGGUUAUGAAAGCGGUUAUACAAAAAUCUACUGGUAAGUUAGUGUACGCUCAAGCUAAGGAAGAUUUUGUAGAGUUCCUAUCUAGUUUCCUCUAUAUCCCGCUAGGAGGAGUUGAGCAUCUUCUAGCCGGAAAGACAUGUGUAAAGGCUAUAGACAACUUGUAUCGAAGUACAACUGAUCUUAUAGACUGCGAGUUUUUCAAGAGCCCAGAUAUGAAAAAUAGGCUAAUCAAUCCCAAUGUUGCUCAUGGUUGUAUUUCUGAUAACCAUAUUUUUCCCCUUACUCAAAAAACCUUAUCCUAUGACCAGAGUAGACACUCAAUGUCUUCAUCUAAGUUUCCUAAUGGCAAGGGGAGUUAUCUUAAAGGACCGCAAACUUAUCAGAUCACAGAUGAUCUAACUGUGACACCACUCUGUAUCUUCUCAAUCCUUUCCUGUCUCAAUAAGCAGAAAAUCCAUGUAUCUGAUGUCCAAGAAGUGGAAAUGCAAAUCGGGCUGAAAGAGGGUUUGAGCAUACUGAAAGCCACUCUUACAUCUACUUCCACGCUCUCUGAUGCUCUGCUCAAUAGCAUAUCCAUCAAACAACCAAAGACAGAGAGCACUGAGUUUGAUCAUUGACAUCAAUAUGAACCGCUUACAUAAGUAAACUUGUGUGCUUGUACUAAUAGUUGUGGUUCUUGAUUACACUCUUUCGAGCGAGUGAGUUUCCUCAUGGAUUAUUUAAGUUAUCCAUCUCUCAUUUUUAAUUUAUCUCAAUUUAAAUAUUAUUGUACAUUUAUGCAAAA
Messenger RNA from Salvia splendens (bonfire salvia), 1777 nucleotides. RefSeq lists its product as uncharacterized. NCBI's taxonomy places the organism in Eukaryota, Viridiplantae, Streptophyta, Magnoliopsida, Lamiales, Lamiaceae. Bases 165 to 1610 code for a protein of 481 amino acids. The record is from RefSeq and is a predicted model, not a curated record. The transcript is spliced from 4 exons.